UCCCUGUUGGCAAAGGCAACGACGCCAUGUCGACGUUCAUCCCUAUAGCUUGGCCUCGUUGCAACCCCCGUUACGUCCCCAGUUGACCGUGAACCGCGACGAGCAAGUAUAUUGAGAAACGGGAUAUUCGUGUUAUUCGUCGCUACGCUAGAUCAUCGUCGAACACCAGGUCACUGUCGCUAAGCGAGUCUGUGCUAUGAAUGAGGACCCAACCUUUUCAUUUCGAGGUCUUAAUAGUGUUACUCUUAUCCGUAAUCCCCUGGCCAGGACCCAGCGUGUUUAAAAUAUCAUGCCCCCGCGAUCGGGCGUUCGUGGUGAGGAGGAUAGUUCAGAAGAGAUGGAUGCCAAUUCUGAAGAGACAUCAGGUAGAGCUGCCUCUGGAGUGCCCGUUCCACGAAAGUCGAGAUAUUUUUCGACCACAGCAAAAGGCGAAACACCAGCACAGACCGUCACAAUGGACCUGCGGUCUGUGUGGCAAAUCCUUCUACGCAGAGAAACACUUAGAUGCCCAUUUCGAUAACAGACACAAAAGUAAUGUUAACACGGCGGAAGACGCGGUGUGCCUCGCGGAUUACUGCGACAUCAUGAGAUGCGACGUGCUUGGAAACCGUGAUUUCGAAAAUUCCUUGGUGGACGAUGAGGCUGGCCACCACAGUACGGAUAUACAAGUCUGGAAAGAGAACACGGAGCAACGUCACACAUCUGUGAUGCCUUGUGAGUCGCGAGGCAGUUUCUCGGGGACGUAUCCGGUCGAGAAAGCCUGCACUAUCUCCGGUGGCGAAGCUGUCACCAACAUUCAGCAAUAUUGUCAUCGAGAGGACAGCGGGGCUUUAGAGAAUCAUCGUUUGCCAGGAACUGCAUACCACGUCGAAAUCGCUGGUCCGGAUAACAGGAGUAACGCCUGCGACAACGGCGAAGAGGACGAAGACGAAGAAGACGAGGACGAUGAAGAGAAUCUCGUGGAAGCGGCGUUGCCAGCCGUCGACAAGAAGAGGCGUAAGGGGUUGCACCUGAGGAAGCUGAAGGCCAACUGCAAGCCGGAGGAGCUGCAGAAGCUGAAGUUACAAUGCGAAGUACUGAUCCGCGAUUGCAUCGCUGGACUCUUGACGAAUCUUUCGGUACGAGAUUUUCAGGAAAUGGAAGGUGAGUUGAAUCGCGCGAUAUGCUGGUACCUUAGCUGCGACAGGUAUUGGGAAGACACGAAAAAGCAACAGAGGCACACACCUUGGUACCUGUUAAGCAUUUUUCUGCUCGUUCUAUCUUUGUCCAUUUAUGCGUGCUACUACAUUAUUUGGGUGUUGUUCAAUUCAGCAGAAGAAGACAGGUUGGAUGGAACGGGAAGCUUAGACUACACGGAUGGAGGUCUAACGGCUACGUCCUCGUUACACGAUCAGAGUGGUCAUGGCGACAGUAGAACCAGUGGCAGAAGAAAAGGUGAGCCAGGGGACGAUAAUCUGCCCUCGAACGAAGAAAUGCCCGAUCAUUAUAUAUAUGUAACCUAUCCACCCGAGCUUAAGCAGCGAUUACUGGACAGUGAUCUUCCUGGUUGCAGCUGCUACAAUAGAACCACUCGACUAUAAAGUUGAAGAGGUAGGAGAAGGGUGGACAAAGAUUCGUUCGAAAGUACGAGAACAGCUCGCUCGGUAUCACGAGUCGGUCCCACGGCAAAACACCUUCUUCCUUAUUUUUCCCCUCUCUUAAUCUUCGUGUUUUGUAUACCAACCGUGAGAAUAAAUUGCAAAGCGUACACGAGAAAAAAA
This is a messenger RNA of Bombus pascuorum, 1760 nucleotides long. RefSeq lists its product as uncharacterized. Bases 201 to 1580 code for a protein of 459 amino acids. NCBI's taxonomy places the organism in Eukaryota, Metazoa, Arthropoda, Insecta, Hymenoptera, Apidae. The record is from RefSeq and is a predicted model, not a curated record. The transcript has 8 exons.